CAUGAAGACUCUUCAAGGAGUAUCAUCAUUAAGAAGCUGCAGAACAUUGCUCUGGAUGAAACAACCACAGCAAGGGCUGAAGCUUCUGUGACAGCAGAGGAGUUUGCAACAUCAAAACAGAAAUUGAUCCGGCGAGUUGCGGAGAUGAAAGAGGAACUCAGCAUGGAGUCAAGUCUCAGGUCAAGUCUGGAGGACUCCCAUAACACUCUUCUGGGGAGGAUCCGAGAGAUGGAGUCAAUUGUUGAAUCUGAGAGGACAGAGGUUUACAACUUGACCAGCACGUGCAAGAGUCUGAAGACAGAGGUUAUGAGAUUGUCUGAUGAACUUGGCAAGGAGCAAAAGAUGCGAGGACAGCUUGAUGAGAGAUGUAGCGAGCUCACCCAUCUGCGAGAGAAACUGCAGUACCAGUACGAAACAGCAGAGGCUGAGAGGCAGGUGGCCACAACAGAGCUGAGUCGCUUCCAGAGCCAGUACCAGGAACUUAUCUCCCAGGUGGAGAAGACACAGAUACUCAUUGACCAGAAUAAGAUGAGAAGUCAGGAACUGGAGUGUGACAACCAGAGACUGACCAGCCAACUGGACACCACAUCCAGUGAACUGGAACAUCUCAGGACAUUACACAAGAGAGAGGUGCAGGUGGAGAAGACCCAUGUUGAUGAGCGUCUGGCCCUGGAAGAGGAGGCUGUGAAACUUCGCAGUCGGGCACGAGAAGCUCAAGCUGAAAAUGAAGACAUGAAGAAAAAAAUAGAGAUGCUGCAGAAAGAAAUGAGUUCCACAAAGGACGAGAUGAUGAAGAAGGACGUGGAGUUCUCACAGGCGGCUGAGUGUCUGGAGAGAGAGCUGAACUCCCUCCGGACCCAGCUGCAUGGCAUGCAAGACGAGAAGCAGAACAUCCUCCGGGACAAGGAGAACCUGCUGGAGGAGGUGAACCAGACCGUGGACACGUUGAUGGAGGAGAGGGUGGUCUUACAGACAGACCUGGAGGAGACCAAAGUGGAACUGGACACAUUAUAUGGGACACAAAGACAGCUGGAGAGAGAGAAGGCAGACCUCCUGGAGAGACUGUCUGGAUACGAGCAGCAACAGUUGAGCCACAAGAAAGUCCACUCAACACUGAAGGAGAUGAUGGAGCAAAAGAACAAGCUGGCAUAUGAGAAUGGACGUCUGCAGUCCCAGAUACACCAGUUCAAAGAUGACCUUGACCUUGCCACAAGAGGUCAGCUUGAUGCAGGUCAUCUCAAGAAACUGAAUAAUGCCCUCCAGGAGAAAUACAGCAGUGCCCAGAAGGAGGUGAGUGAGCUGAAGGUGGCCAUCCAGUGUCUGGAGAACCAGCACCGUCUGUCCCACGAGCUGAUCCAGCAGAAGGACCAACAGCUGCAGACGGUCAUCGGCACCCGGGAACAGCUGGAGAAGGACAUGUCCAAACUUGGAGCCCAUGUGCAGGCCAUGGACGAUCGCGAUAAACACAAGGGUGCCAGCUAUCACAAGAACCUUGAAUCUGCCAAGACUGUAAAUCGUGAGAUGGCCAAUACCCUUGAGGCAGUGAUGGCGUCACAUUCUCAGCUACAGACUCUGGUGGAGAACCUACAGGUUGAGCUGGGGAAGAGAGACACGCAGAUCAUGCAGUUCCGCAGUCAGAAGAACAAGGACCAGGAAGAGAUGAGGUUAGAGAUGAAGAACUUUGAAAGCAAGAUGUCCUCCCUGCGUGAGGAGCUGAGGAAGGAGAGGGACAAAUCCUUGAAGAAAAAUUCCAAGGAUCUAGGAGAGAUUAAGAAACAAAAUGAAAGCUUAUCAUCUCGUAACAUGGAACUAGUGAGGACAAAUACAGAACUGCGACAUCGGGUGAAUGAGUCUGAUCAUACACACAAGGAACUUACACAGAAACUGGUGGAUCAGAGACGCAAGACUGAGUACUUGAACAAGGCCAAAAAACAACUGGAGGAAAACCUGGCCAAGAUGAAGUCAGUGAGGCAGGACAUCGACCAUCUGGAGCGUAUUAGAGACGAGUACAUAAAACGUAAUGAGACACAGGGGGAGACAAUUCAGCUGUUCAUGAAUCAGAUAGCCUCCCUUCAGGAGGAGAUUGGGCAGCUUGCCAUGGCACAGGCCAACACCAGUCAGCUUCUGCAGCAGAAAGAGGCUGCACUGGAGAAGGAGAAGCACAUCCGAGAUGACAUCAAGAAGAAGUACCAUGAAACCCGCAAGCGAGAGGAGUCAGUGUCCCGAAGGAAGAAGGAUGCAGAGGUGAGACUGAAGGAUGCUCACUCAGAGAGUCUGGAGAUCUCACAGCAUCUUCAGGAGGCACACGAGUGGUUCAAGACUAAAUUUGACAAACUACAGAUCGAACUGGACAUGUCCAGGAAAACCCAGGCCAAGUUAGAGGAGGCCAACACCAUCCAGAGGGAACAGUUGGAGUCUGAGAGGUACCAUGCCCAGGAGGCAGCAGUGAAGGCUCGGGACAUGAUUAAGGCAAGUCGUGAGACUAUCGGUCGCCUCGCGGACUACGCAGACCAGGCUGAGACGGACACCAAGCAGCAGAUGGCGAAACUGAAGGCCGAAGCCCAGACCGAGAGGGAUGUCAAUAAGUAUGUGGAACUCAGGCACAAGAAAUAUAAAGAAGCCAACGAUAGCUACUUGGACGAGCUGAUGAUGCUGUUAGACUCCACAUCAACAGAAGGAGAUGUCAGCUGGCUGGCCUGACCUGACCUGACCUGAACCUCCAACACAACUGCCUUCACAUUGCAUUGAUGACCUUCACCUUCCAUUGAUGACCUUCACUCUUGGAUGCUCAAAUAUUUGUUAAAGCUGUUUUGGAAACAGUGAAUAUGGCAAGAAAUUUAUCUUUCGCAAUAUGAUCUUGACUUGUAAAAAUGUUUUCUUCAGUCAUCAUGCAAGUGCCAUGGGUAUUAGAGCUUCCAGGAGCUUCAGACAUCUGCUUUAACUGAUUGCAGCCCUGCUUCUCAUUAUUAAGGUAUGUCUCCAGAUGUAAUGAUAUUAGAACAUAGGAACUGUAUGAUAUUGCUUGUAAGGUACUUGCAGUAUUAGUCUUGGCUUUGAGAACAGUUAUUUCCCUUAGGAGUGCCAGGAUCUGCUGACAGUUUCCCAGAUCUAUCCCUGUGAUCUGUGAGCACUCAUCGUCAUGCAUCAUACCAAGAUGGUAAUCUUUGAAUCAGUCCAACUCAUAAACAUCAUAAACCAAAGAUUUUUCAAUCUGCAUUUAAUAUGUACCUUGUUGAAUUUCCAGCUCGGCAGGUAAAUAAGCAAAGUAUUUUGUUGAAGACCUGUCCAUGAUAUGUUUACAUUUUCUUGUGUUUGUUAUGAAUUGUAUAUAUUGUUAGGAGAGAGAGAAGAAAUCCAGCUAUGGACAUGAAUGAUUGUUACAGGGUUGUAUCUGUACUGCAUGCACAAGUCUGCUGUAUGCAGAAUUAUGUAGAGCAAGAAUAGACUCGACAGGGUAUCCAUUGGGGCAGCGAUUAAGUAAUUCUACAGGGUACCCAGACAGUAUUGGUAAGUCCCAUGUUUCAGCCACUGAACAUACAGACUAUUGUUAUUAUUAGGUAUAUGACAAUUUGCAGAUUUGGUGGGUCUCACAAGACAUGUAUACAAAAUCUUAUAAGUAUGUUUGUAAUGACUGAAAAUAUAUGUUCGCUCCAAUGACUGAUUUUAUGGUGCCAAUGCUAAAUAAUCUUUAAGCUGUUUCUCACUGAUCCAAAUGUACUACACACUGCAUUUAAAAAAAAAAAUGAAUCCAAUUGUGCCUAUUUUGAAAUUAAGUUUAAUCUGUACCAACAUAUUCUCCUAUUAUUCCUGAAGAGGGCAUGUUAUAGUGUAUGUAAAAUACUGUGUUGAAAGAAUGUACAAAAGUUCUAAAGUAUUAUUUAACUUGAGUGAAAUUCACUGAUUGUGUUUUAUGG
This is a messenger RNA of Haliotis rubra (blacklip abalone), 3914 nucleotides long. RefSeq names its product coiled-coil domain-containing protein 150-like. The record is from RefSeq and is a predicted model, not a curated record. The annotation marks the transcript as partial. Lineage: Eukaryota; Metazoa; Mollusca; Gastropoda; Lepetellida; Haliotidae. The transcript has 19 exons.